AUGGUAUUUGAGGCUCUUUUAAUGGGUGUCUGGAGGAUCUCCAGAGGGCUCUGCCGCAGGGAACUAAAGGACCUCAAUGUGUCAUCAUGGCACAGGAAACGUGCGCGACUGGUUACUGGUGUCGAAAAAGCCAUUUACCAGACACUCCAGAAUAUUGGCACCCUGUUUGAGAAUGAUGGUGUUCCUGACCAGUGGAAUGCGCAAAAGCUGGAUGACUUUCUAAACAUCAUAUACCGCCAGAUUGAAGACAGCAAAUGCGUGAUGAAUAAGUCUGAAGGGACACAGGAUUUCACAAGCAGAGAUGAUGCACUCAAAGCUUACUUCGAUAUCAUAUCCACAGUUGUGAAAGAAAAGUACGGUUUUAGUUACUGCGCAUGGGAAAUCAUGAGGAAGGAGAUUCUCCACACUCUCAAGUUCAUAUUGACGCAAAACUCCGACAUCAUGUUAUGA
Messenger RNA from Xyrauchen texanus (razorback sucker), 450 nucleotides. RefSeq names its product interferon omega-1-like. Gene Ontology annotation, molecular function: cytokine receptor binding. The transcript is spliced from 5 exons. The record is from RefSeq and is a predicted model, not a curated record. Gene Ontology annotation, cellular component: extracellular region. Bases 1 to 450 code for a protein of 149 amino acids. Gene Ontology annotation, biological process: defense response. NCBI's taxonomy places the organism in Eukaryota, Metazoa, Chordata, Actinopteri, Cypriniformes, Catostomidae.